AUGUCAAAUCCUCAAGACAAAAGAGUACAAGCCGGCGAGGUAGAAAAAGCUCAUGAUAUAUCUACUCUGACAAAUACAGAAUGGUCAAGACCAGAAUACACCCUUCCUACCCCCUCCCUACAAUUCCUCUUCCAUCUCGAAUGUGAUAUGGAGGAAUUCCAUCCCAUUGGUGAUGGAGGACAUGGCAACCGUGCUACUGUUAUUUUCAAAGGCGGCCGUUUCGAAGGUCCUCAUCUCCGGGGCACCAUUCUCCCCGGCGGCGGCGACUGGGAAACCAUUCAAAACACACCUUCUCAAUCUCUCCAAACAGCUCACCUUGAUACCCGCUAUAAUCUUUUAACUCAUGACAACCACUGCAUUUACCUGCGUACUACCGGUGUACGCACUGGUCCUCGAGAUGUUUUAGAGGCACUUGGGGAAGAAGAUAAACAUACUGCUCAUGACUACAAGAUGCGCUUAAAUCUCACAUUUGAAUGUGAUGAUGCGGGGAAGUAUGGGUGGUUAAAUCGGGUCGUGGGGAUUGCUAGUAGUGGGAGAAAUGGAGGGAGGGUAAUUUAUGAUGCUUUUGAGGUUUUGUAG
Botrytis porri is the source of this 579-nucleotide messenger RNA. RefSeq lists its product as uncharacterized. The transcript is spliced from 3 exons. The record is from RefSeq and is a predicted model, not a curated record. NCBI's taxonomy places the organism in Eukaryota, Fungi, Ascomycota, Leotiomycetes, Helotiales, Sclerotiniaceae. The coding region runs from base 1 to 579 and encodes 192 amino acids.